AAUGGUAGAAAACUGAGUAUAUUGUUCUAAAUUUUCAACGGAGAUUCUAAAAACGUAAAGUUAAUUACUUCAAGAAAUGAUUCAACAAAGUUUAGUGGAGAUGGUCUUUGUUUUAUCUGUGGUGUGUGUGAGAUUCUUAGAGAGUGCGUCGUGUACACAAUCAAGAAUAACAGUGACAAGUACCAAAUCGUGUCCUAAAAGUAAGGAAGAGUGGGAUCUAAGAGCUGCUGCAAAGGGAUGCUCGCUUGUAUCAAAACAGUGCGGAGAUAAUGAGGAAUCCGUUUACCACUGUGUAUUGAAUAGUUUUGCUAACGAUACAUUAGAAGUAUGCGCCCCAAGAGCUCGAAUAUUAGGACAGGUAUGUGCUGAGUACAACGUGCUGGGAGCUAUCAUACAAGAAAGCCAAUAUGCAAAGUGUGAAGAUACAUGCCCAUUUGCAUACACAUCCACAGAUGUUUAUAAAUACCAAAAUUGUUUUAGAAAAAUUGCCAGUAAAAACAGGACUGACACAAUGCCAGUAAAAGGAAGGGACGACAUCAACUCAAACAUUUCCAGUUGUACCCAGGAAAAUUCGAGUGAAACUUCAGAGAAGAAAUGGAUGAUCUCUACAAUUGUUUUGAUAUUAAUCAAUGUUUUUUUAAUUGCCUGGAUAAUUUAUACAUAUGAUCUUUCAAAAAUAAGAAAGAAGAAAGGAAAACAUAUGGAGGAAGAAACCCUCCUUAAUAAUGGUAACACUGGAGCAGGCAAAAACGAAGUCCGCCAUACUGGUGUUAAUGUAACAUGUGUUUACAUCGGGGAGACAGUUUUAACAAUGGCUUUGUCAAAAGAAGACCGUCCUGAGAAUAUAAAAAUUCUUGGUGCAUCUGAAAGAAUGUCUUUAUUGUUCACUGGCAAAAAUACUUUUUUUGGCAAUGAAGCAUAUGAUCUAUACAUGAAAGAAGAAAAAGAAAAUUGGAGAUAUGAGGAUAGAUUGAAAUUAAGUAAGGGAGAUACGGAUUCAGAAAAUUAUAAAGAAGCCAUUAGACAUAUUCUCAAACGACUGCAUAAUGCAUUAAAUACUUGCAAAAAGCUCUCAAGUGACAUGCGAUCCCGGUUGCAUUUUGUGUUUGUUGUUCCAACGUAUUGGAGUGAGGAAGCUAAGACCCGUUUAAGAGAUGAAAUCUUGAACAGAGAAAAAGAGGAAAAGCAACAAACCAUUGACAGUCAACGCUUGUUCAUUGAACCUAGCGAAGUUACAUUAUUGCCAUUCAUAUAUGAAGUUAAAGCAAGAGUGUUAUGCCUUAAUUUCAACGUAGAGAACUUAAACUUUAAUCAAGGAAAAAACACUUAUGUUGUUCUUCAAAUUGGCUCAGCAUGCAGCGAGUUAAUGUUUCGAAAAGUUAAAAAGUAUAGUGGAUCAGAAAAAAACGUAAAAGAUAAACGCCAGGAAUGGAAGAAAACACCACAAGAAAGAUUUACAGAUUUACUUAUUUCUUUAUAUGGAAAUCCUGCAGUAGUUGACUGGAAACAAGAUCACAGAAGGGAAUAUAUUAAGAUCUUGUAUGAGUUUGACAAACUCCUCAAAAGUAGAAGUAAGUAUAGCAAAGACAAUGCAGCCUAUACCUUAGACUUGCCGAAAAACUUGCCAAAGCCAAUCAAGGAAACAAAAGAUAUUGAUCUUAAAAACAAUAAACUAAUCAUCACGCAUGAAUUCUUACGAAAAUGUUUUAAGGAAAUGAAAGAUGAGAUAAAAAAAUGGAUUACCUUAGAAGAAGGAUCAUUCAAGGAUGUCAAUUGUGUAGUUAUGACUGGUACCUACUCAAACCUGGAAAUGAUUUGGGAUGAAGCUGAAAAAGAGUGGUUUAAAGGCAAAUCUAUCACAAUAAUAGUACCAAAAAAUGUUCAGGUUUUUGCAAUGGGAGGAGCAUAUUACUUACAAAAGAAAUUGUUUAUGAACAGAACGGAACCUUCAUGUAAAUUUGAACCAGAUGAGACAAGUGAAACAUAAAUCACUUUCUUGGCCUAUUAUUAGAAAAUAAGGACGACGCUAAAUUCAUUUCAAUGCCUUUUACAUUUACGUACUUUAUUUUGGCAUAAUACUGAAAGGUGGAUAUUAACAUAUGCUUAUGAAUAGUCCAACAAAAAUGUUUAUCAGAUUUGUCGAACAAUUUCAGUGUUGAACGUCAAAAGUCACAAAUAAUUAAUUAUUAACCCAAGUUACAAUAGAAGAGCUUCAAGAUUUUUUGUUUCUACUUGUAUUUGCAAGACAGAGAUACUUGAAGAGUAUGUUUUGUAAUAAGUACUUUUUGUAUAUAAUAAUUUUAUAAUUGAUUAUUCUUUUUCAGCUUUUGUGUUACUUUUAUUAUGUAAGCCAAAAUUUAUCAUAUAAAGUAAUUGGUGGUACAGUGUGUAUUAAAUUUUUAGCGAAUGGUGUAACAAUACAGUCAUAGAAAUGAAAUUCGGGGGACAUGUAAUUUGUUUGACCUGAAGGUGAAAUGUUGCCCAAGGCCGCAAUAACUAUAAUAUGUAUUCAUUUGGUGUAAAUAAAUGUACAAGAAAUAUUUGAA
Messenger RNA from Saccostrea cuccullata (small rock oyster), 2546 nucleotides. RefSeq lists its product as uncharacterized. The record is from RefSeq and is a predicted model, not a curated record. Lineage: Eukaryota; Metazoa; Mollusca; Bivalvia; Ostreida; Ostreidae. The coding region runs from base 77 to 1987 and encodes 636 amino acids. The transcript has 11 exons.